AGCAAGCAAGCAGCAAGCAGCAAAGCAACCAUGAGGAAUCCAGGAGGCGAUGAUAUGAGCAGCAUGACCAAGGCCACUGUGUCUUCGGGUGGUGUCGGUAAUAGUCGCACGCAGCAUAAGACCAAACAGGAAUGGAUUUUCCCCGUGCUGGCGGUGAUCCUCAGUGCGGUUGUCGUGGCAGUUAUCGUUGGUGCAACCAUGAACAUCGAUUCAGGUAAUGUGGGCACUGUGGAAGGAUCAGCAGGGGAAGAAAUGGCACUUUCGACCACAGAGGCGCCUUCAGUCUUUGUUUCAGUCCUGCAACAAACUCCUGAAGCCCUGCAGUGA
Seminavis robusta is the source of this 327-nucleotide messenger RNA. Lineage: Eukaryota; Bacillariophyta; Bacillariophyceae; Naviculales; Naviculaceae. The record is from the annotation of a GenBank genome assembly.